Peromyscus eremicus (cactus mouse) is the source of this 2249-nucleotide messenger RNA. RefSeq names its product zinc finger and BTB domain containing 48 (gene Zbtb48). Gene Ontology annotation, biological process: regulation of transcription by RNA polymerase II. The transcript has 11 exons. Gene Ontology annotation, molecular function: protein binding; DNA-binding transcription factor activity, RNA polymerase II-specific; RNA polymerase II cis-regulatory region sequence-specific DNA binding. The record is from RefSeq and is a predicted model, not a curated record. Gene Ontology annotation, cellular component: nucleus. Lineage: Eukaryota; Metazoa; Chordata; Mammalia; Rodentia; Cricetidae. The coding region runs from base 136 to 2190 and encodes 684 amino acids.
CCUCAACGUCACAUCCGGCGUGGGGACGGCGGCGUCUUCGCGCAGUGGGCCGGGCAGGAGUUAGUCUUGUGGGCGGUGGAAGUGGACUAUCCCGGAGCAGUGAAGCCGGUGUGAGCCGAGAGGACCGGCCGGAUUAUGGACGGUUCCUUCGUACAGCACAGCGUGAGGGUUCUGCAGGAACUCAACAAGCAGCGGGAGAAAGGCCAAUAUUGCGACGCCACUCUGGACGUGGGGGGCCUGGUGUUCAAGGCACACUGGAGUGUCCUGGCUUGUUGCAGCCAUUUCUUCCAGAGAAUCUAUGGGGACGGCUCAGGAGGCAGCGUUGUCCUUCCUGCAGGUUUUGCUGAGAUUUUUGGCCUCCUGCUGGACUUCUUCUACACUGGUCACCUGGCCCUCACCUCAGGGAACAGGGAUCAGGUGCUCUUGGCAGCCAAGGAGUUGCGGGUGCCAGAGGCUGUGGAGCUCUGUCAGAGCUUCCAGCCCAGAACCUCAGUGGGACAGGCACCAAGUGUCCAGAGUGGACUGGGGCAACCUGCCUCCCAGGAUGUGAAAAGCCACCUCAAGGAGCCAACAGACUUGGACGAGGAGGAAGUUUUCAGGACUCUGAGCCUGGCCCCUGGGGAUCAGGAGUCCAGAGACAGUCAGCAGUCCCAGCUCAACCCCCCUGCUCAGAGCAGCCCCUCCUUCCUCUGUGGGAAACUCAAGCAGGCUCUGAAGCCUUGUCCCUCAGAGGACAAGGAGUCUGAGGACUGCAAAGAGCCUCCAAGGCCCUUCGAGGCUGGAGGUGCCCUGUUGCAGGGCGAGAGCAAUGAGUGGGAAGUGGUGGUUCAAGUUGAGGACGACGGGGAUGGUGAUUCCAUUUCUGAGCCUGAGACUGUGCUGACCAGGAGGAAGUCCAAAGUGGUCCGAAAGCCCUGUGCUGCCGAGCCAGCCCUGGGUGCAGGUUCCCCAGCAGCCGAGCCCAGUGAAGGCCGGAGGGGCGCAGCGGUGCCGGUUGAAUGUCCCACGUGCCAUAAAAAGUUCCUCAGCAAAUACUACCUAAAAGUCCACAACAGGAAACACACUGGGGAGAAACCCUUCGAGUGUCCCAAAUGUGGGAAGUGUUACUUUCGCAAGGAGAAUCUGUUGGAGCACGAAGCCCGGAAUUGCAUGAACCGCUCAGAACAGGUCUUCACAUGCUCCGUGUGCCAGGAGACCUUCCGCCGGAGGAUGGAGCUGCGGCUGCACAUGGUGUCUCACACGGGGGAAAUGCCCUACAAGUGUUCCUCCUGCUCCCAGCAGUUCAUGCAGAAGAAGGACUUGCAGAGCCACAUGAUCAAGCUGCAUGGAGCCCCUAAACCCCAUGCAUGCCCCACUUGUGCCAAGUGCUUCCUGUCUAGGACGGAACUGCAGCUGCACGAGGCUUUUAAGCAUCGUGGGGAAAAGCUGUUUGUGUGUGAGGAGUGUGGGCACCGGGCCUCGAGCCGCAAUGGGCUGCAGAUGCACAUCAAGGCCAAGCACAGGAAUGAAAGGCCUUAUGUCUGCGAGUUCUGCAGCCAUGCUUUCACCCAGAAGGCCAACCUCAACAUGCACCUCCGCACACACACAGGCGAGAAGCCUUUCCAGUGCCACCUCUGUGGCAAGACCUUCCGCACCCAAGCCAGUCUGGACAAGCACAACCGCACCCACACGGGUGAGAGGCCUUUCAGCUGUGAAUUCUGUGAGCAGCGCUUCACCGAGAAGGGGCCCCUUCUGAGGCACGUGGCCAGUCGUCACCAGGAGGGCAGGCCUCACUUCUGCCAGAUCUGUGGCAAGACCUUCAAAGCCGUGGAACAGUUACGGGUGCAUGUCCGACGACACAAGGGCGUGAGGAAGUUCGAGUGCACUGAAUGUGGUUACAAGUUCACCCGGCAGGCUCACCUGCGGAGGCACAUGGAGAUCCACGAUAGGGUGGAAAACUACAACCCACGGCAGCGCAAGCUCCGAAACCUAGUCAUCGAGGAUGAGAAGAUGGUGGUGGUGGCGCUCCAGCCCCCUGCAGACCUGGAGAUGGGCUCUGCAGAGGUCAUUGUGGAGUCCCUGACCCAGGGCGGCCUUGCCUCCCAGCUCCCUAGCCAGAGACUGUGUGCGGAGGAGAGCUUUGCCAGCCCCAGUGUCCUGGAACCUUCACUCAUCAUCACAGCUGCUGUUCCUGAGGACUGUGACCCAUAGACCCCUGCCCAGUUAGCCCCAGCAACCGAUAAACAUGUGAUUUUGGAUUCACUUGUUCA